This is a messenger RNA of Camelina sativa (false flax), 3143 nucleotides long. The record is from RefSeq and is a predicted model, not a curated record. Lineage: Eukaryota; Viridiplantae; Streptophyta; Magnoliopsida; Brassicales; Brassicaceae.
AGUUAUAUUUCUCACAAUAAUGUAUGUUGAUUUUAAUAUGAUUUUUUAAAACUAUCGUCAAGGCAUCCCAUGGCCUUACUAAAAUCAUGACCCCAAGUUAUACACAAGAGGGUCCCAAAGCACGUAUCAAGUUAGAUUACAAAACAAUUUGUGGAGGUUGCUUAAGAAGACGAGCAAAGGCCCAAAAACUUAAACCGGAAGCCAAAAAAACGAGCUUGUGCGCAGCAAAAGAAAUAACAGAAAACACAGAGAAGUGAGAGAAGAGAGAGAAGAGAGAGAGAAACUAGAGAGAAGAAAUGUCAAAGUUUCUUGGUUCUUCGUUAAUGGCGGUUACGAGUUUCUGUUGAUUUCUCUUCAACCUUAAGAAAAUUUCAAAAUCUCCCAUCUCUAUCUCCUCCGUUUCGUUCUUCUCUUCUUUCUUCUUCUUCUUUCUCCAAGAACCCUAAAUUUCGCUCCCUCCGACCACCGUACUGACUUCAUCGGCUCGAUUCGGGGAUCUACGGUGGUGAUAGUUAGCUAUGGAUGCUCCGGUUAACUCCAAUUCGAUUCAGCGAGUGAAGGUUUAUCGUUUGAAUGAAGAUGGUCAAUGGGAGGAUCGAGGAACUGGAUACGUUACUAUGGACUAUAUGGAGCGAUCGGAAGAACUCGGUCUAAAUGUCAUUGAUGAAGAUGAUAAUGCGACAUUGCUUGUACACCGCGUAAGCACUGAGAAUAUCUACAAGCAGCAAGAUGACACAAUCAUCUCAUGGAGUGACCAAGAGCUUUCAGCAGACUUGGCUUUGAGCUUUCUAGAGACUGCCGGAUGCACUUACGUAUGGAAUCUAAUAUCCAGUAUGCAACAAGUUCUACAUUUCAAUGCUCUGAACGGCGAAACGUUUGACAACGUGAUCAGUGAGUUAGAGAAACUUCCUGUUGUCAACCGUUCUAAUCUUCCCCUAAUACUCAAGAUUGUUACUAAAUAUGGCAGCGCCGAUGAGAUGCGAUUAAUCGAACUUAUGUUGAAGGAUGAUGCUUUCUUUCAGAAAUUGAUGGCUGUAUUUGAAGCCUGUGAGAUCAAAAAAGAUGUUGAUGGCCUUCACAUCAUGUUCAAUAUUGUCAAAGAAAUCAUUUCGCUCAACAGUUCUCAGAUCCUGGAGAUUAUCUUAGGGGAUCAACUGUUAAUGAAACUUAUCGGGUGCCUUGAGUAUAAUCCCGAUGUUCCCAAGUCUCAACAACACCGGACUUUUCUGAGAGAGGAUGUUGUUUUUAAGGAGGUUAUACCAUUUACAAAUCCAAUGGUUCUCUCGAAGAUACACCGAACAUACAGAAUUCGUUAUCUGAAGGAUGUUGUUUUAAAGAAUGCAUUAGAUGAUGCUACAUCCGCAAGUCUAGAUUCAGUAAUCAAUGCAAACAAUGCUGCUGUUGUUACACUGCUGAAGGAUGACAUCCAAGAAUUAUUUGCAAGGCUACAGUCACCUUCUACAUCUGAUGAAUCAAGGAAUAAUUUGGUGGACUUUUGGCAAGAAUUUUGUCUUUUAACCAAGAGAUCACAGAAGGUAUCGGUCUUGAGGGAACUUAUCAAUGAUGGUCUUUUUGACAUUAUUGCGGAUGUCUUGAAGAGCCCGGAUAAGAAACUCGUAUUAAUGGGGGCACAAGUCCUUAGUAUAUUGGUGGCUCAAGAUUUCACCCUCCUCUGCUCUUAUGUUGUUCGACCGGAAAAUCCCCUCCUUGGUCUCUUGGUUAAGGGAAUGAUGGAAGAUUUUGGUGAUAAAUGUGUGGACAUUAUUCAAAAUGUACUGGGAUUAGAUGGAACUCAGGUGCAAUUCACCAAUGAUCAGAAGAAGAUGCAAGGGAACAUUUUGGAUAUUUUCUGUGAGAAGCAUCUACCUGAAUUAGCUGAUUUCAUAAUGGCCUCAUGUCCUGAAAGACCCGGCGAUACAGUUGGCAGCCAUCGUGGGGCAAAGAGCGAAGUCCUAUUGGCGAUUUGUGAAUUGAUGUGCUCUUGCGUUCAGCUGGAUCCAUCCAGGACAAAUUUUCUCCAUAACAAUGUGACAGAAAAGGUUUUGCUUCUCACACGACGAAAGGAAACAUUCCUAGUGGCUGUGGCGGUGCGAUUUGUCCGCAAUCUCCUCUCUGUCCAUAAUGAUAAUGUUCAGAAUUACAUUGUCGAGAACAACACGCUGAAACCGAUUAUAGAUGUUUUUGCUGCCGAUGGUCACCGAGACAAUCUGCUGAGUUCUGCUGUCUUAGCGCUUCUUGUGCACAUAUACAAGAAUAAUGCAGUGUUGGCCGAAUAUGUAGUUGGCACAUUUUGGGACCAGUUAGCUCCAUUUGAGCACCUGCCUUCCAUCCGGGAUUUCAAAACGGAAUAUGAGGGGCUCAUAGAAAGUAGGAGACCAAAGAGCACCAAUAAUGAUCAAUCUGAUAUGAUACAACAUGGGAGUGCUCUGGAUGAAGAAAAGUCAGCUGAGCCACAAAAUUCCAAUGUCACUGCUGCAAGGUCUGCGAUGAAAGAAGCUGAGCCUCAUAGUUCCAAUGUCAUAGCUGCAAGUUCUGGUGCUUCUAGUACACAGAUGAAAGAAGCUGAGCCUCAUAGUUCCAAUGUCAUAGGUGCAAGUUCUUCUUCUCAGAGCAAGAGGUCUGGAGGUUUGGUUGAUUAUGAGGAUGACGAAGAUGAUGAAGACUGUAGAGAAAUUGAGCAAGAGAAGCGUAAAAGACCGAGGCUCUCUCCAACAAGUGAAGAAAAUAAGAACUCCUCUCCAGAACAAGGUGGCGAAGCUAAGGAACCUGGAGAACUCUAGGAGCUAAUGACCGAUAGCAGCAAUAGUUGUAGAUGGAAGAAAAUGACAACAUGUAGAUGUAAAGAGAUGUUGUGAUUAAACAUCCCCGACAAUAGAUAGGAUUUUCGGUAUAUCAUCUCUAAUUUUUUUGAGUAUAGAAAGCUGUCCACAAAAAGAAGAAACUGUGAAUAGCCACAAUAGACGUUUUGAAACAUUUGGAUGGUCCGUGCAAAUGAGUCUCUGCAAUUGCAUUUUUGUAAAAAAAGGGCAACCUUUUAUUGAAACUGGGGAUUUUUACUUGUUUGCUCAACAAGUGAAGAUAGAGAGGACCCAAAAUCUACUUUUGUUUUUAAAGUAUGGAUGUUUAUCCUCGUGUUGUUUCCA